Molecule: messenger RNA, 939 nt
Organism: Mauremys reevesii (Reeves's turtle)
Lineage: Eukaryota; Metazoa; Chordata; Testudines; Geoemydidae
Product: olfactory receptor 52E2-like
Exons: 1
Coding region: 1-939 (312 amino acids)
Biological process (GO): G protein-coupled receptor signaling pathway
Cellular component (GO): membrane
Molecular function (GO): G protein-coupled receptor activity; olfactory receptor activity
Source: RefSeq, a predicted model, not a curated record
AUGGCAGUUUUCAACAUCACCCACUCUAACCCUUCAACAUUCAUCCUAAUGGGCAUCCCUGGCCUGGAAGCUGCCCACAUCUGGAUUUCCAUCCCUUUUGCUGUAUUCUACAUUAUCGGCCUGUUGGGAAAUUUCACAGUUCUGUUUGUUGUAUACAAAGAGCAGGCUCUUCAUAAUCCAAUGUACCUGCUCCUCUGCAUGCUGGCGCUCACAGACAUCACCACACCUACUUUCGUCGUGCCAAAUGCACUGUGUAUAUUUUGGUUCAAUUUGAAAGGUAUUACUAUGGGCAGCUGCUUCACCCAGAUGUUUUUCCUUCACACUGUUUCUCUUAUGCACUCCGCCAUCCUCGUGACAAUGGCCUUCGAUCGCUACGUUGCAAUAUGUAACCCUCUCAGAUAUGCCACCAUCCUCACCAAUGCACGAAUAGCUAAUCUAGGGCUUGUGGGUUUGAUAAGAGCUGUUCUCUUCAUUCUGCCUCUGCCCCUGCUCCUGAGCCGGCAGCCAUUCUGUUCAAAUCGUAUUAUCCCCCACACUCAAUGUGAGCACAUAGCUGUGGCAAAGAUGUCAUGUGGGGAUAUUACAGUGAACAGGACAUACGGCUUGGUGCUAUUCUUUGUAGUCAUCAUGUCAGACCUGACGCUCAUUGCCCUGUCCUAUGGUCUGAUCAUGAGGGCCGUUCUCAGACUCUCCUCCAAGAAAGCCCACCAAAAAGCCCUCAACACCUGCACAGCCCACAUCUGUGUGAUGCUGAUGUAUUAUACUCCCAGCCUCUUUUCCAACCUGACAAACCGGUUCGGUCAGGGCAUUGCUCCCCACAUUCACAUCAUCUUGGCUGACCUCUAUCUCCUCAUCCCUCCCAUGCUCAACCCAAUCAUUUAUGGGGUCAAAUCCAAAGAGCUUCGUGACAAAGUGGGCAAAUACAUCUGCAGAAAGUGA